UGAAUCCCGCAAUCUAUAUGAAUAUAUUGAUAAACAUUAACGAAAUCAUGCUAGUUAGAAAGAAGUACCUAAAAAUACUGACUUAAUUGCAAGACUUGAGAGACUCGGACAAACGUGUUCACGUGUCCUUGCGAAUAAGAAUUAGGAACAUAAUUAUCUUUUCAGUUUCCAGUGUAUGCUGUCUAUAUUGCAAUUGAGUAUUUGUUUAUCAAUAUUAAUUGACGUCAGAUGACGCAAUUAAGUUUAUGUAGAUAUCUUUGUGCAUCUAAUAUUAAUUCAUUGUAAUGUGUGUGGUGUUUUUAUCAAUAUUAAGCUAACAUUUUCGCAGUCAGCUAUGAAAGAGACGUGGAACAAAAUCUUUGACUACAAGACAGAUGGGAAUUUAAUAGUACUAAGUACGUAUAAAGAAUUGGAGAAAGAAGAUAACAAAAAUAGGAUAAGUUUUAGGUAUUAUAGAUAUGUGAGUAUAAUUCUAUGGUUAAUAAUUUUCUCACUAAUAGCUUUAGUUGUUCUAAAGAAACAAAGCCCACUGAUUGAUAUUGUGUAUGUUGAUAAUGGAAAUAAUGAUAUAAAUAGUGAUAAAGUGGUAUCAUGCUACUAUAAUACUCCUGCUAAUGAUGAUGUCUCUCAGUUGCUACCCUCCAACAUCAACCCUCACCUGUGUACUCACAUCAAUGUUGCCUUUGCACAGGUGAAAAAUAAACAAAUUUAUUUAACUGAAUUGCAAAUUAAAACUAUAGCAGAUGUCCUACAAAUAAAAAACAAAAAUCCAAAUUUAAAAGUAUUGCUGUCUGUGGGAGGAGCUGGUAAUAAUGAAGGAUUUUCAGAUAUGGUAGUAAAUCACAUAGCUAGAAAAGAGUUUAUAAAAUCUAUAAAAUACACAUUAAGAAAUUAUUCUCUAGAUGGCAUAGACUUAGACUGGGAAUUUCCUGCCCUUCAUCAAUAUAGCAGAGAUGCAGGCAAGAGGGAAAGGCAGCACUUCUCACAGUUGCUGAGAGAAAUAAGGAUGGAGUAUAUUAGAGAGAAAAAGAAUUACAUGCUCACAGUUGCUUUAGCUGCACCUCAGAUAAUUGUUGAUGUGGCAUAUGAUGUUGAUCAAAUCAAUUUGUAUGUGGAUUAUGCAAACAUAAUGACCUAUGACUUUCAUUAUUAUACACAGUAUACACCAUUUACAGGACUGAAUUCACCAUUAUAUGCUAGAAAUUCUGAGUAUUUCUACAUGGGGACUCUUAAUAUUAACUAUACAAUACAAAUGUAUCUAAGUAAAGGUUUAAAUGAAAGUAAGAUUGUUGUGGGUAUACCAACUUAUGGCCACAGCUUUACUCUAGUAAAUGAAGAUAAUGCAGGCAUUGGGAGCCCGGCAUCAGGAUAUGGGCAUGUUGGAAGUUCGGGGUUUGUAAGUUAUCCUGAGGUUUGUAAUUUUUUAAAAGUGAAUAGCAAUGUGAGUAUAGUAGAAGAGAAAAAUGCACGAGUUUCAUAUUUACAUAAACAAUCAGAAUGGAUUUCCUUUGACAGCCCUCAAAGUGUUACAAGUAAAGCUGAAUACAUAAAAAAGCUCAAGCUGAGAGGAGCCAUGAUCUAUGCACUGAACUCCGAUGACUAUAAAGGACUCUGUGGGAAAAUACUAUUCAGUAAUGUCAGUUAUAACUUUCCCCUAUCGGCUUCUAUUAGAAAUAUUAUCCUAACAUGAAUUUGUGAUUGCAUGAUAUUAUGUAUAUGGUUCAAUAAGUUAUUUUUGUAAUGCAAUACAAAGCAUGCAGUUACCAAGACAUCUACAAUAAUUAGGUUCAUAAAAAAAAUUACCUUCUUCCGAGACACAUAAGUAAUUUUGUACAUUGUACAGGAUUUCAUCAUUCACAAUAUUAGUACCACAAAAUAAAUAUUAAAAGCAAUUAUGCGAGCCGCGGCAGAGGCGCGGGCGUCGGCCCACGCGCAGCGCGACUGCCCAAGGUGAAUUCAGUGGCCGCGGCUCAGCGGCCUAGAACAGCACGCAUCGCAAACAGGUCAUCUUGCUAGUGAAAAAGCCAAAGAAAACUAGAACUAGUUAGGUUGCAGUGGGGAUUUCCACUUGAGCGCCCGCAAUAGCCGUAGACACCACCCGUUCCACGUACGGUUUAUACAGAUUCUGAAAAAAGCACCCGAUUUUGCAACUUAUAUUCUUCCACUUCAUUGACCACAUCAGUUAAACAUAAAAAUGUAUCGUAAGCUUGUAUUAUAGAAUUCCUGUAUUGUAUAUUUCUUAAUGAUAGUUUCUUUCUUUUUUUUACCUAUCUUAAGCCUGUAUAGUGUAUAUGAGUCUGGUGUAAUAAAAGUACCUGAAAUGUUAA
Pieris brassicae (large cabbage white) is the source of this 2327-nucleotide messenger RNA. It is a transcript of the gene Cht11, whose product is annotated as chitinase-3-like protein 1. Gene Ontology annotation, molecular function: chitin binding; chitinase activity. The transcript has a single exon. Bases 335 to 1690 code for a protein of 451 amino acids. Gene Ontology annotation, cellular component: extracellular region. The record is from RefSeq and is a predicted model, not a curated record. Gene Ontology annotation, biological process: chitin catabolic process; carbohydrate metabolic process. NCBI's taxonomy places the organism in Eukaryota, Metazoa, Arthropoda, Insecta, Lepidoptera, Pieridae.